CGGGGCGGGGCGGCGGAGGGGGCCGCCGCCGCCGCCGCUGCUGAGGAACAUCAAUAAUAACAAGGUGAGCGCAGAGCGAGGGAAGGCGGCUGCGAGGAGAGAGGCAUUUCCCCUGCUGCAAGGGACGCAGACGCCACGGCCCUGGGAAUUAGAGCUCUCGCCGCUGCAACCCUUUCCGCCGGGAUGGGACGCUAGGAUCGUUUUCCUUCUACUUCUCGCUCUUCUUAAUUUUUCCUCCUUUUUUUUUUUUUUUUUCAUUUUCAAUUUUUUUAUCCCCCCCCCCCCCCCUCGCCGUUUCGCAUCAUUUCUCUGGCCAGAAAAUCCCCCCCAACAUGGAGGCCCUUUGAUGCCCCCGCCAGCGGAGCCGGCUCCUCCCGCGGCUCUGGGAAGCCCUCCGGGCCGUGCCCUGAUUUUCCGAGGGCCGCCCCCGGCGCUCGGCCCGGGCGCUGAGGGGGGGCUCCCCGCCGCCCGGCCCGCUCCGGUCCCGCGGCGCUGAGCCGGCAGCCCGCGCCCCGCCGGGCGGGAUGCCGCUGCGGCGGCCAGAAAGCCCCGCUGCCGCCUGACGGGGGGCUCUUCCUUCCUUCCGACGACGGGAACCUGAAUGUCACCCCCGCGGCGGCCGCCCGCGACGGAGGCGGCGCGGGACAUGCCCAGCGCGGCGUGAGGGGCGCAGCCGGCUCCUCGGGGCGGCGGGGCAGUUUUCGGUUAUUGCUGGUUUUUUGUUUUUUGUUUUUUUUUUUUUUUUUAAUUUAUUUAUUUGGGCCCCCCAGCUCAACCCCAAAGCGCGCCCCGAAGCACACCCCCGGCACAGCGCAGCGCGGCGCCGAGCGGGACCGGGAGGAGUGAGCGCUGCUUGGCGGGGAGCGCGGAAGACGAGGUGGGGAGCGGCCCCCGGCCCGGCCCGGCCCGUACCCGGGUUAAUCGGUAACGCUGUGCAAACCCAGGUGGAAAAUGCGCCGUGCUCCGGACUAGGAGGGAGGAGAUGGUGCAGUGCCCCCAGCCGCUCUGAGCGCCUAGCCGAGAAGACGCUGGGGUGUGUGUGCGUGUCGUUCGGGGCUUGGGUUUUUUUUUUUUGUUAUUUUUUGCCUUUGCUUUUUUUUUUUUUCCCCCUCUCCUUUUUCUUUUUUUUUUUUCUUUUCCCCAGAAGGAAAGAAAACCCUACCAAGAUUCUCAGAUGGCUUAAAAAAUUUAAUAAUAAUCUGUGAAAAUAUGAAGUCGACCGGUUCUUGAUUUCCCCCCUUCCCUCCCCUCCAGCUCCCCAGCCCACUGCUGAGAUUGAGAUAAAAGGACCCGUUUCCUGGAGGACGAGGAGAACAGACACGUUUCUGGUGGUGUAGAAGGGACCGAUGGCAAUGCUUCAGAGUGUAGCGGAGACGCAGGAAAAGAGAUUCAACCUGUUAACAAAAAAUUAAGCAGGGGGAAAAUACCAACGGGAAGGAAAGAGAGAGAGAGAGAGAUACACACAUAUAUAUAUAUAUAUACAAUUUAGAAGUAUUCCCCAGGUGGCCACAAAGCAUGGGCUGUGCUCCAAGCAUCCACAUCUCUGACAGCAGAGUGGUCUAUCACAGUAGCAAAGAGUCUGAGGAGUGCAAUUCCCCUCACCAGACCAACACAACCAUGUCUCAACAGCAGCAAGGCAACCCUGUCCCAGGAUUAUUCAUUAAAUCCUCCAACACAUCCACUUAUAAGGUGAGGACUAAUUCCUCUAAGAAAGACAAGAGGGAGAACAGCCAGAGCAUGGAGGCAGAGACCCAGACCAGCAGAUCCAGUGUUAAGGCACCAGUAACAGAUGUGCAGUUUGGCCCUAUGAGACUUCAUCAAAAUCAACUUCAGGUACUUCUAGUGUUUGCCAAAGAAGAUAACCAGAGUAAUGGGUUCUGUUGGGCAUGUGAGAAAGCUGGAUUUCGAUGUAAUAUUGCCAGGACACCUGAGUCUGCACUAGAAUGUUUUCUUGAUAAACACCAUGACAUUAUCAUUAUUGACCAUAGACAUUCCAGAUACUUUGAUGCAGAAGCAUUAUGCAGGUCUAUCAGAACAACGAAACCCUCAGAAAAUACAGUCAUUAUUGGUGUAGUACGAAGGCAUGCCGAUCGUGAAGAGUCAUCAAUAUUGCCCCUGAUCUCUGCUGGCUUCACAAGGAGAUAUGUAGAAAAUUCUAAUAUAAUGGCCUGUUACAAUGAGUUGAUUCAGCUGGAAUUCGGAGAGGUGCAGGCACAAUUCAAACUAAGGGCAUGUAAUUCAUUAUUUACAGCAUUAGAGAAAAGUCAAGAAGCCAUUGAGAUCACAAGUGAAGACCAUGUAAUACAGUACGUCAAUCCUGCUUUUGAAACAAUGAUGGGCUAUCAAAUAGGUGAACUAAUAGGAAAGGAAUUAACAGAAGUGCCUAUAAAUGAAAAAAAAGCUGAUUUCCUAGAUACUAUUAAUUCCUGCAUAAAGAUAGGAAAGGAAUGGCAAGGAAUGUACUAUGCGAAAAAGAAAAAUGGAGAUAGCAUACAACAAAAUGUGAAGAUACUACCUGUCGUUGGACAGGGAGGAAAGAUUAGACACUAUGUGUCAAUUAGUAGACUGUGCAAUGACAACAAUAAGGCGGAGAAGACAUGUGAACGUGUUCAGGCUGAAUCUCAGACAGAUAUUCAGACUGGCAGACACAAAGACAGGAGGAAAGGAUCACUAGAUGUCAGAUCCACAACAUCAAGAGGGAGUGAUGGCAGCUCACAAAGGCGGCACUCUUCUAUGGCCAGGAUACAUUCCAUGACUAUUGAAGCACCCAUCACCAAGGUAAUAAACAUCAUCAAUGCUGCACAAGAAAGCAGUCCCAUGCCAGUUGCAGAAGCUUUAGACCGGGUUUUGGAGAUUUUAAGAACCACUGAAUUGUACUCUCCACAACUGGGAACAAAAGAUGAGGAUCCACAUACAAGUGACCUUGUUGGAGGGUUAAUGACAGAUGGUUUACGAAGAUUAUCAGGGAACGAAUACAUAUUGUCAGCAAAACAAACUCAUCAGGUUGCUGGCAGUUUGAUCUCUCCAAUCUCCCUCAAUGACAUACCCCCACAGAUAACACAAGCAAUGGAAAAUGAAGAACACUGGGAUUUUGAUAUCUUUGAACUUGAGGCUGCCACCCAUAAAAGGCCUUUGGUUUAUCUGGGUCUCAAAAUAUUUGCUCGCUUUGGAAUCUGUGAAUUCCUAAACUGUUCAGAAUCAACUCUGAGGUCAUGGUUACAAGUUAUUGAAGCUAACUACCAUUCCUCCAACUCCUACCAUAAUUCUACUCAUUCAGCAGAUGUACUACAUGCCACUGCUUAUUUCUUGUCUAAAGAAAGAGUAAAGCAAACUCUGGAUCCAAUUGAUGAGGUUGCCGCACUCAUUGCUGCCACAGUCCAUGAUGUGGAUCACCCAGGAAGAACAAAUUCUUUCCUGUGCAAUGCUGGCAGUGAGCUAGCAAUUCUCUACAAUGACACUGCAGUGCUGGAGAGCCAUCAUGCUGCCCUGGCUUUCCAGCUCACCACCCGGGAUGACAAAUGCAAUAUAUUUAAAAACAUGGAGAGGAAUGAGUAUCGAACCCUUCGCCAAGCCAUUAUUGACAUGGUCUUAGCAACAGAAAUGACAAAGCACUUUGAGCAUGUCAACAAGUUUGUCAACAGCAUUAAUAAGCCCUUGGCAGCGCUAGAAGAAAAUGGGAAUAAUGGUGAUGGAGAGUCAAUCAAAACUGUUCUCACGUCUCCUGAAAACCGGAUCCUUAUCAAACGUAUGUUGAUAAAGUGUGCUGACAUUUCCAAUCCAUGCAGACCCAUAGAACAGUGUAUAGAGUGGGCUGGACGCAUCUCUGAGGAGUACUUUGCACAGACCGAUGAAGAAAAGAGGCAAGGUUUACCUGUUGUGAUGCCAGUUUUUGACAGAAAUACUUGCAGCAUCCCCAAAUCCCAAAUAUCAUUCAUUGAUUACUUCAUUACUGAUAUGUUUGAUGCCUGGGAUGCAUUUGCAGACCUGCCAAAUUUGAUGCAGCAUCUGGAUAAUAACUUUAAAUACUGGAAAGGACUAGAUGAAAGGAAGCUGCGGAGCCUUCGACCACCACCAGAAUAGCAAUUAAACCAUGGUGUGUAAUUUACUAACCAGAUGCAUAUUUAUUCAAGCUCACUUUUAUUCAUGUGAUUUGAGAUUUGUUUUGGUCUCUUCAGUAUUACAGUAAGGCUAGCCCAUGCACUUGGGGAACUUUCAAAUUCAAGAGAACAUGAGGUCAGCAGUUGACUUCCACAAACUACCAUGUGUGGACUCCAAUGAAAUAAGCCUACCAAGUGGAAUUACACUGGAUUGCUGCAGUACUUGUCCUGAAGAGGGUUUAUUAGUGAACAUAUUUUUGUGAUAUCUUCAUACCAGUAUGUGAAGCUGGAAGACCUUGAAGAAUCCUCAUAAAAAGGACAUUCACUAGAAGAUUUUGCUUAAUCCUCAAUCCUGCAAGUGAAAAAGAAUUAUCUAUUAAUAGAGACUCACGGCUUUUAUGAGAAAGCUACAUGCUUUUUAUAAGCACUUAAGACAGUUACAUAGAACAAUCAGACAUUUAAAAUGCAACUCUAUAAGAAGGAAUUUUUGAUCUAUGAAAAAUAGAUAUACUCUAUUUUUUCACAUCACAGAAGGUGCAAUCAUUCACUUCUGAGCACUACUGAAAGUGAGUUCUCUAAGAAAUUUAGUAGCAAAUGUAAAAAAUAACACAAGAAUUUUUGAGGUUGAUCGUUAGCAUCUAUGAUUAAAAUGAUACGUUUUAUUUAUUUUGUUAGAUGUUCGAUAUUUUCUAUGAAUUUAUAAAUACUUAAAAGCCAAAGCCAACUUUAGAUGCAUUACAAAUUUACAUGAUUCAUACUCAUUAAUAUACAUUUAAUUGAUGUACAGACCUUUUAUUUUCAUAAUGCAAAUACAAAAUACUAUACAAUGAUACAUUUUUAUUGCACUGUAAGGAUAGAUGUGUAUGUUUAAAUAUUGUCUGAUUUAUGUUAAUUAAAAUAAGUUUUAUUGAAAAGCUCUCACCUGAGAAUAGUAGAAUAAACGAGAAAUGUAUACUGUCUGAGCACCAGAACUGCAGUAGUUCUCCCACAAACCAGUGACGACCACCUGAUCUUCCCUUGGCUACAAAAAUAAUAAUAAUAUGUUGGAACUUUUUGUUUUCUCCCAUGAAAUUUUAUGACUGAAUUCCCUGUCAAAGUCUGCCUUAUUUUAUAUAGUAUUUCUACAAAGCAUUCCACAGCAUAUAUGAAGAGGUAAUACUAAACAUCUAAUGAAUUUCAACGUUUUAUAGCCUAUGUAUUUUCCUCUGCCAUGAAAGAAACAGAACAUAAAACCACCAACAAAAACCGUUAACUCAAGAAGUUUGUAAAGGCUGUGUACCUUCACAAUUUGAAUGAAACCUUCAUAGCAAGCACCAGAAAAUAAUAAAAUGUAUAUUUUAAGAAGCGUCAAAGUCCUAGCCAUUUCAUUUGAAACUUACAUUUACUUUGUAGUUUGCAGACUAACAGAUACAUGAAAUUCUUUUAAAAAUAACUAAGAUACUUGCUGUCUGGGGAAGGGAAGAGUUGAGGGGGUUGGACUGGCAUAAGGGUGAUGAAAGGUGGUACGUGGCUGUCAAGCCCCUGUAUUUGUGGCCAGCCCAUGGCAAGCCCAUCGAACCCUUGUGUGCCCUUGGACAAGUCUCUUCACAGCUAAAGGCAGUGCCACACUCUAUUCCACUGAAGGACUGAAAGAGUAUCCUGUCAGCCUUCCCGGUAGGCAGAAAGGCACUCCAGAAGCACUGAAAGAACUGCUGACUAUUGUCAGUGCAGAGGCAUUUUGAACUCUUCCUGAAGAAGCACAAGCAGGGGCAAGAUGGAUGAUGGAGCAAUUCAGGGACUGCAGCACUAGGAGCCUUAAAGCAGGCUCCUGUGCCUAGUUCAAGGAAGAGCUAUUCUGACUGCAUUAGAGGGAAGCUGCAUCACACCGUCAAUAUCUCCUCCACUUAUCUGCUGCAGUGGGGAUAGGAGAGAAAAAGUAACAGCAUAUGGGCCCAGAGAAUGUCUGCAGGAAGGGGAAUCUCCUCCCACACUUCCCAUAUAAACUUCAGUGAACUUAGCUUUGCAAACCCUGCAAAGCUAUGUGUUAGCAUCCUCUUUAACAAGAAAGGCAACUGAGUUAGAGGAGGCCAGAGGACCCAGAGCCACCAAGCAAAAUGGGUUUGACGCUUCUAAACACCUUUGAAGUCCUGGACCUUCAAGCCCUGCCUGUGGUUUAACAAUCCCUAAGUGCUUUACAAGAAGACCCACAGAGCCCUUUCACAGAGAUACUGGUCAGAGCUCCCGAGAAGCCAGAAAUCUGUCCUCCCUCCCCACUUUGUCCUGACCUCAGUGAGACCUGCGGGAGUGCCGAAUGCCAUCGGUGUGUGCACAUGGAGUCCCAGCGCCUGUCCCCAGCGGUGGCUGGUGCCAGCUAUUUCAGAUGCUGUUUACCGACCUGUCGCCGUGAUGUGCGUCUCGCCCGGACGCGCCCGCGGCCGUUGCCGUGCCGGGGCCGGUGAAGAGGCGCUCCUCCCGCAGCCCCUUCCCCGGGGCGGCAGGCCCGUGGGUCCCUCUGUUCCUGACUCCAGGACUGGGUGAGGAGGGACGCUGGACGUGCUGAAGGAUUAUGGUUUGGCCCUUACAGUCUCACAGGUGUCCUGCACUUCCCCCUGUCUGGUGGGCUUAUACAGAAAGAUGAGGUUGAUGUGAACUUCCAGCUUGGGUGCUGUACUGGUCUGAUCAGUAGACCCUGUAGUGGAAGUGGUGGCCUCCCUGUAAAGGAUUUAUAUAAAGAUAUUUCUGUUGCUGCCUUAGCUGUCCUGUACCAUGCCUAGCAAUGAUGACUGCGUCAUAUUCUGCUGAGCAGGCUGCUCCAUACUUAGCCAUCAGACCUGCAUUCUCCAACAGAUUCAUCAGGCUGGCAACGUAGUGAUGGAGCUCUUUGGUACCCGUAGAGUCCCACUCCAAGGGUUUCCAGGCACCUUGCGUUUAGCUCAGAAAAUCUGUCCUUGCAGCAGUCCUGUGAAGGGGUUGUGAAACCCUGGGGACUCCCAGGGCAGUUCACCAGUUGAAAAAUAUUUUGGAUUGGGUUCUUGUAUCAUCUGAAGUGAAUGGCUAAUCCUGGCGCCGGGAUACAGAUGUCUACUCGAGAGUGUGGUGCUCUAUUUUUUGCAGAUAAAGGUAAAACAUGUUCCAGUGGGUGGUGGCAGUUGGACCCUGUAUCAAGGCACACAUUUUUAAGCGAAGAAUGGUGCUUUCUCGCCACUUCGUUCCCUGGCAGAGGAGCUGUACGCUUUAGCUGCUGUUCUCUGGUAUGGCCUUGCCAAUGUCGGCAGGGCUCACGUGGCCACCUCCUGCCCGCUGCAUUGGCAGUGGUUGCGGGCUGAGUCACCUGUUUCUGGUGGACACGAGUUGUGCUCAGUGCAAGAUGUAGCAACUGAAAGUCUCUGGCCUGCCUUACAGGAGGUCUGACAAAGUGACCAUAAUAACCCUUUCUGCCCUGGAAAUCUCUGAAUUCCUGGUAGGCCAAGAAAUGACUCUGUACUUACAUAGCUCAGUGUUGCUAAACCUGUCUUAUUUUAAGGCUUGCAAACCAAAUAGAUACCCAAGAGAAGAUGGUACUAAUCACUGCUGUAAUGACAUAUUCAACUCUGGUUUUUAUGGUUGCUGCAAAGCCUAUUUUGGGGAGACUUUUUUUAAGCUCUUUGGGGAAGAACAGACAAGCUUUUGGCAUGCAAUUCUACAUCAAAUCUCUUCAGUUUUGCUAGGCUGUGUUUAUUUGUAAGACCCUGUAUAUUGUAGAGGCCGCUGCCCGUUCCUGACUAUUCCCUAGAAUGAAAACUUGAAACAAUGAUUUUUGUAAUGAAUGUGCAAUAAAUCUGUGGAAAAGA
This is a messenger RNA of Aquila chrysaetos chrysaetos, 7906 nucleotides long. It is a transcript of the gene PDE8A, whose product is annotated as phosphodiesterase 8A. The record is from RefSeq and is a predicted model, not a curated record. NCBI's taxonomy places the organism in Eukaryota, Metazoa, Chordata, Aves, Accipitriformes, Accipitridae. Gene Ontology annotation, molecular function: 3',5'-cyclic-AMP phosphodiesterase activity. The transcript has 31 exons. The coding region runs from base 1516 to 4080 and encodes 854 amino acids. Gene Ontology annotation, biological process: cellular response to epidermal growth factor stimulus; positive regulation of ERK1 and ERK2 cascade; signal transduction.